GAAAUUAGUAUUAGGUUGAAUUGGAAGCCCCUGAAAUCCCAAUCUCACCUCUCUUCAGCUUGCUUUUCUUGAUACAGAAUUCUGUUGAAAAGGAAGCUGUUGAUAUUGAAAGCAAUGCUUCCUUCUCUCUAAGCAAACGAUGAUUAGAGGUGGUUGGAGCUACGUGACUUCACCUCGAUCUUUCUCAGCUGAUGGGAAAAAUCUCCUGGUUUGCACCGCCGAAACGGUCUCGGUCUUCAGCCCCCUUACCUGGCUUGCAGAUACCGUCACUUGAUGGCCAUACCGCGCUUGUCACGACGGUUAUAGUGGUGCCGGCGUGGAAUCCGGCCAGCAAGAUACUGUGUUAUUGCUGGACUGCCUCGCUUGAUGGGACAAUUCGUUAUUGCGACUUUUCCUUGCCGGAGUUGAGAAAAAUUAUCGAUGUUAGGAUGCUAACUUUAUCCACGUUAUUGCAUGAGCUACCCUGACACGUGCACUGAUUUUGGCAAUUGAAUUACACAAAAAGGAGGGGAAAAACCUUGCAUCAGCAGAUUUGGAAGUGUAACUUAGGAAAGUCUUGCCUAGUUGGAUCAGUUCUUGGAGAGGGACUGUUUUUUUUUUUUUAGCCAACAGUAGAAAUUCACUCAAUGGAGAGUGAAAAAAUCAAAUGUAAGUGCACCUAUUUGGGUUGAAGAAAAAUUAAAAUUACUAUUAAGAUUAAUGUGGUUAAUUUGAUUAGAAUUAUAGAAAUUACUUUUAACUUGACGGUAUGUUUUGAAGUUUUUUUGAAAAUAGGUAAUGAAGUAUGUUUUGAAGUUGAUUAAGAGAGUAGAAUGCGUUUUAUCUUUAUGGUUGUCAGUAAGUUCCAAUCAGUUGGUCUUUUCUUCUGUGCAUGUUGUAAUUCAUCAGUGCAGUACUUUGUUUAUAUUGUUCUUUAACUGCUGAAACAGGCUGAGGUUUUAACUGUUAGUCCUUCAGUAAAAUAUAUUGGCAUGAAAAGUAAGUGCAAGCUUCACAUUUGGAAGGUUCCCGAUAGAGUCCAAGAAUGCAAUCGUUAAGAAGAUAGCACUGUGCCAUACAAAGAAGAUGACAGGAGAAAUGAAUAUUCCUAACUUUAGUUACUUACAGGGGUGCUGCUAUUUCUGCCAUCGCAUUCAGUUCAUCUGGUCAGAUGGCAGUCAGUUCAUCUUAUGUUGGUGACUUUUUAGGACUAGCAACAAGGCAGUUUGGAUAUGCAUCCAUCUAUGGGCCAGGAACUACCACAAUUUGAAUUGAAGAUAAUUGAGACCUCCUGGACCCCUUCCUUUCAAUCUGAAAGACAUUGGGAAACUAUAUUCAGUGGCUCAUCACAUAAUCUUCCACCUCUUACCAAAUUGUGUCCCCCAUUUCUCGGAUCAUUGUUGGAAAAGAGGAUGGCUGUUGUCCAGUAAUUUGUGGAUGGAUUAAUUGCAAUUUGCAAGUAUUCUUUGUGGUUUGUACCACUCUUCGGGGAGGCGUUGGAACAAUUGUUAUUUAUGCCAAUUUCUGCACACUGGUGAGCCAGCCCAUGCUCAAUGCAUGCACGCACGGUGUGCAAUGUUGAUAUAGCAAUUUGAUACUGCAAAUGGAUCUGUGAAGACUAAUGUCUGGAGUGUUACUGAAAAGAAAGUUUAGCAAAAUUGAAGAGAAGGAACUGUUGGCUGGCUAACUGCAAUGCUGCAUGAGCAAGUUAAUUACAAUGUACAGUGAAAAGAUUUGCUAGAUGUGUUGUCUCUAAAUGCUUCUGCUUCAUGCCAAUUAAAGGCUUGGCUUGGGAUUAUUCUAGCUAUUCUUGUGUCUGUUGUGGUUGUGUUGUGGUUUAAAGUCGAGUUUUUCUGCACUUCAUCUUUGUUAUUGGCUAGCGUGUAUAUCUUUAAUCACUAGACCAAUGUCUAAUUAACUCUUCUAGAGUGAAAGUUAUGUUUGACCUCAAUGUUUUUGUUGACAUAGGAAGCAUCAAUCACUUUGAAUUAAUAGGAAACUUUAACAACUUUGAGAAUGAAACUGGCCUCUCUGGUUUCCACAACCAAAUAGGCAUUUUCCCCUAAAAAAGCAAGGUGUAACAAAUUUAGUGCACCUAACACAAAACUUCUCAUAUGGAGAUUGAUUACCAAGGGAGCAGUUUUGCUGCAAUACUUUCUAUAUAUGUAUACAUGUUUAUACUGAUGACAGGUUCAUAUUAAUUUACAUGUUGAUGAUGAUCAGGUACAAAGUUCUAAGAACUUCCAGUGGAGAUUGAAUCUUGUGGGGAAACUGAGAAAGGACUGUCACAUCCGUGUUCAAGAUCCUCGA
Molecule: messenger RNA, 2289 nt
Organism: Rubroshorea leprosula
Lineage: Eukaryota; Viridiplantae; Streptophyta; Magnoliopsida; Malvales; Dipterocarpaceae
Source: the annotation of a GenBank genome assembly